UUUGGGACAAAGACCCAUCAUUUAUUUAUUUGCCUCUGUACUCCACAAAUUGAGAUUUGUAAUAGAAAAAAAUAUCACAUUGGUUAAAGUGCACAUUGUCAGAUUUUAUUAAAGGCCAUUUUUAUACAUUUUGGUUUCACCAUGUAGAAAUUAGAAACAUAGAAAAUAGGUGCAGGAAUAGGCCAUUCGGCCCUUUGAGCCAACACUGCCAUUCAAUGUAAACAUGAUUGUUCACCUAAAAUCAGUACCUUUCCUGUUUUUUUCCCCAUAUCCCUUGAUUUCGCUAGCCCCAAGAGCAAAAUGUAACUCUCUCUUGAAAAUAUCCAAUGAAUUGCCCUCCACUGCCUUCUGUGGCAGAGAAUUCCACAGAUUUUUAACUCUCUGGGUGUUCUCAUCUCAGUCCUAAAUGGCCAACCCCUUAUUCUUGAACUGUAUGACCCCUGGUUCUGAACUCCCCCAACAUCGGGAACAUUUUCCUGCAGUUACAGUAAGUGUAAAUCUAGUAGGCAAGCAGGAUGCUUUCUCCAACCAUCCCCAUUUAAAGUCCACUAUCUUCCACCGUUUCUACCCAGUGCUUGGUACCUACUUGCAGCAGUCACUGGUUGUCCUCCAGGAUGCACCGAGCCGCAGCCAGGUCCAUGCCGGUCACCAGGGUGAAUUCAGCGUAGAGACUCUCAUGGCAGCGGCGCAACGCAUCCGACGCCUCCGACGGCCCAGGACUCUUGCAGUGAGGCUGCUCCAUGGCCGGAGGCGCAGCAAGCGACUCGCCAGCCCAGCAAACACUUGCCAGCCCCGGCUUCCCGUCCGCAUCUGCCCCCGCCGCUGCUUCUGCUUCCAUCCCUCCCUCCGCCCCGGCUCUCCAACAUCCGCGACCCAUGCAGUUGAUGUUAGUUUCGAAAUUCUCGUUGAUCACAGAAUUUCUCACGACAGCAUAAUAUGUGAGAGUUGACAUGGGCAUGCGUGGUCUACAAUUUGUACAUAUGAUGAUUGGAUCUGAAUGAAGAAGCAUAAAAAAUGAUGUUAAACUUGGAACAGCACAGCAUGUGAUACAAACAUUGGUCCUAUGGUAACAGUGAGGAGGAACGUUAUAAAUUGCAGGGAGGUACAGAUGGUUUGGUGAACAGGGCCAAAGAAUAGCAAAGUGAUUGUAAUGUAUAGAAGUGGGAUGCUAUACAUUUGGAAGGCUUUUGAAGGUAAAAGAAAAUGAGGAAAUUGGGUUGUGUGGCUGAACAGAGGACCUCUAAGGUAACAGUAUUGGUCAAUUAAAUGGGCACAGGAAGUGCUUUUGUUUAUUAGUUGAGAAUGUAAGGGCGGAGAGGCUCUGCUCCAACAGCACUUGGUCUACAGUUUAGGUACUGCACAAUUCCGUGUGUUUAAAAAAGCAAUGAUCUGCAGGGCCAUGGCGCAAGUAUUGAAAGGGGGAAUUAGUUGGGAUUGCUCUUUUAUUUUAUCGGCCGGCACAUGAAGAGCUGAAUCACCUCUCUCUGCAUCGGAAUUGUUCUAGGAUUCAAUGAUUUCCAGAGUCAGCUUAAUUUUAAUGUCCUGGUAUUGUUAAUAGAUUUAGUGGGAGUUUGUCACCUUUGGGGCCCGAGACAUUGUUUGUCACUUCAAAGCACGGUGAAAAAGAAACCCACUAUAUAUGGUCAACAAAUCUCGGGCAACUCCGUGCCCCGGUACAUCAUCGCGGCUCCGAAUAGGAGUGAAGUCUACUUUGGAACCAGGCACCUAAGUUACUCUGAAGGGUGUACUCUGUCCCACGGGCGUGGCGAAGGGCGUGAGGACCUAGUGUUUACUCGUUGGUCCGAAUUAGUUGCUUAUGGACGGCGAAGUUUUUAUAAUAUCGAAGAUAGACACAAAAUGCUGGACAGGCAGCAUCUCUGGAUAGAAAGAAUAGGCGAUGCUUCGGGUCGAGACCCUUCUUCAGCCCCGGGGUAGAUUACAACAAUAUAAUUCCAACCGAUCUUUACUGCUUGAAAGGCAUACUUGAUUGCAAUAAUUUAUACCCUAUCGCCAUUAUCCUGGCACAGAUACUGGAUAAUCUGCCCGCUGUUGACUUGCAAGUACUUCCGUGUUUCACAAAGUAUCGGCGCAACGGAAACCUAACAACCGUAAAUAAUAAAGGUCGAGGGAGAAUCGAAACUGAAGGUUUUUGUAAUCCCAGCACUUCCGCGGACCGAGGCAGAUACGCAGCGGCGAUGGCAGGAGCUCUCUCUCCCAACCAACCGCUGUCCGCUCUAUGAGGGGAUUGGGACCUCUGAUACUGAAAGAUGCAGGGCGCUGGAAAAGACCCAGGUGAAGAAACAAAGAUGAGCAAAUCCUGCGAUCUACCAGAUAACAUGAAUGAGUGGACCAAAGAGCACGUAAAAUCCUGGGUGAUUGAUCAACUUAAACUUGAUCAGAAAUAUGGCGAAAUACUGUGCAAUGAAGAUGUCAGUGGAGUGGUGUUGGUGGAGCUUGAGAAAGCAAACAUAAUUGAAAUGGGCAUAAAGGCUGGACCAGCCUUCAUGAUGAUACGUAAACGUGAUGGAUUCAUCAAUCGGUCAAAGAAAGCCACAAAGCCAACGGCUAUUGAAAGUCUCCUUCCUACAGGCACAGGUGGUUCUACUUGCAAGACACCCGAGGUUGGUGAUGCAAAGGGCCAGAACAAUGAAUCAGUUACCUCUAAUUUAGCAAAGAAUCCCUCACAAAAACAUCACAAGACAAAGAGUAGACCUGGAUCCAACAGUUCUACAGACAAAGUGGCACAACCUAACGUCAGCUCGUCAAAAUCAGAGAAAAGUGAGAUCAAAGGACAAGAAUGUACACAAGAGAUGAUUGAUACUGUUGCAAAGACACAGUCUGACACUGAAUCAGGAGCCAGAACAUGUAAACUGCAGUCAAACGAAAACAUCCCAAAACCACAAUGUGAACCAUAUCCAUUUGACCAUCGUGACAAAGCCAUAUCAUAUCAACAAAACCAUAUCCUUCCUCCCGAAACCGGGCCCUCCAAUCUAAUAGACCCAGUGCAUGAGUUUAAGCUUUUUAAUUUGCCCGAGAAUGUAACAAGUGCAGAGGUGAAGGAAGAUAUGAUGAAGAAAUUUAGCAAUGAGGUUUUUAGAUUCUCAGCUGCAUGUCUGAAUAGCAGAACAAAUGGGACCAUCCAUUUUGGUGUAGGAGACACCAAAUGUGGAUACAGACAUGGUGAGAUUAUUGGUGUAUCUGUGGAGAGCACAGACAAAUAUGUUGAUUGCUUUUCCAACAGUAUUGUGGUUUAUUUCGAUCAGAAGGAUGUUGCAGAUGCAAACCAUUGCAUUCGACCACCCAAAUUUGUGGAAGUUUUGAAUCCAGAUAAAACUUUGUCAGGAAGGUUUGUAAUUGAAGUUGACAUUGUGCCAAGCUCCUGCAUUUGUGAGUCUAAGUUGUAUUAUAUUCACAUGUUGACUAAACCUGACAAAAAAUGGAUGAGGAGUAAGGAGAAACACUUUUUCAUACGCGAUGGAAGCAGCUCCAGAGAUAUACUGGGAAAUAAAAAUAUCACAGAGAGAGACGCAGAGCACAAAAAAUUUCUCAUUGAGACAUCGGUAGACUUGGUAAAGAGACGGAAAAUUGCUGAAGAGAAACCACAAGAACCAAAAAAGACACAAGAGGGCGGCAAGCUGACUAGGAUGAUUACAGGUGGAUCAGGCAUGCUCGACACAUCCUACUAUCAAUGGUACAUAUUGGUAACAAACAAAUCACUGCAGUAUCAAACUCAGCAUUUUGAAUUUCUAAAUGAAAUUAAUUGGUUUUGUGUGCUGGAUUAUGACCCUGAUUCGGCAACCAGUGGUACAUGUCAUUCUUAUCGUAAAGCAAAAAUUGCAAACCUUCACUCCCCUCAUCAUUAUCAUGAUAUUGAAACAUCACUCCAUGAAAAUAUUGCAAAACUUAAAUUGCACAAACAAACAAGCUGGAUAUUUUGUAAUGGAAGAUCAGACCUUGAAGAUCAGGCAUUCAAGCCUCUGCCGCCCAAACAGUGGUAUAAAGAACAAGCUGCAGACGUCAGGAAACUGGUUUCAUUUCUGUGCCGAGCCGAUAUCAUGCCAAAGGGGAAAUUUCUGGUGGUAUUUUUGCUCUUAUCUAAAGUAGAAGAACAAAGAGAUCCUUUCCAUGAAACUUUCUGUUCAUUUUACCAAGAACUGAAAGGGGCAGAAGACAUAAUAUGCAUCUGUGAAAGUGAGCAGACAUCCGUGCGCUGGAAGGACCUUAUGAAGUGCACAUGUGAUUCACAUGAAGUUACAAAUAGAUGUGUUUCUGCCUUAAGCAUUAAAGAAGUCAAUGAUACAGUUCUGAAAUUAAAGUCAGUCAUUCGGUCAACAAGGCGAUUCUUACCCAUGGCAUCUUCAGCAUCUGUCGUUCUUCAACAGAAAGAUGAGGAACUCUUGACUGCACUGGAAGUCCUGUGUGAAAAUGAAUGUGAGGGCACAGAUAUAGAAACUGAUGAAAGUCAGUUUAAGGAAUUUCAAACAUGUAAGGAAGAACAAUUUUACAGAGGUGGCAAAGCAUCGUGGUGGAAUUUUUACUUUUCUACAGAAGUACCUUUUAUCAAACGAAACAGUUACGACUCUCUUGUUGAAUUCAUUAAUGCAAAAUCACCCUCUGCAAUAAGUGUGAAGAUUAUCAGUUUGUUUCAUCAUCCAGGCUGUGGUGGGACAACUUUGGCCAUGCAUGUUUUGUGGGAUUCAAGAAAAAAGUUUAGAUGUGCUGUACUUAGGGACAGUAAAGAAGACCUGAUAGAAAUUGGAAGACAAGUCAUUGAUCUGGUUACCUAUGAAACUUCCUGUAACUCUGAUUACUUACCUGUAUUACUUUUGGUAGAUGACUUUGAAGAAUUAGAAAAUGUGCAUGUGUUACAGAACUCAAUUCAAAGUGCUGUUGUAGAGAAAGGUCUGCGGGUUGAGUACCCAUUGGUAAUCAUCUUGAACUGCAUGCGCUCACAGGAUCCAAUCAAGAGCAGAAAAAUGAGUGUGUUGGAGAGUAUUGCUUUAAAACAUAAAUUGACUGUUGAUGAACAGCACUUAUUUGAUUUAAAACUUAAGGAGAUUGAAGAGCACCACACAAAACCUGAAGAUUUCUACUCUUUCAUGAUCAUGAAGAGAAAUUUUGAUGAAAAAUACAUUGAAAAUGUAGUCCAUAAUAUUUUGAAGGAUUCAGAUGUUUCAAGCAAACAAGCACAGCUGGUCUCAUUUUUAGCUUUGCUGAACUCACAUGUUAAAGAUUCUUCAAUAUCUGUUUCUAAAUGUGAAGAAUUCUUGGGAUUUGGUCAAGUAAAGACCACAUUUUGGGGUCCUGAAAAGUUUGAAGAUGCGAUAGGCACUUACUCUACCUUACUUAUUCGCAUGGAAGUGGAAGACUAUGGGAGAUACCAGGGUAUUCGGAUCAUCCACCCACUGAUUGCAAAUCGCUGUUUAGAUGAAUUGAAGAGUUCUUACAAUCUUCCCAAGAGUCAGAUUGUCAUUAUGUUGCUAAAUAAAAACAUCUUUCUCCAACGAGGAAUUGGUAAAGAGAAACUCCAACAAGACACGUACAGUAUGUUGAUUACCAGACAGCGAAAAGAACAUGGAGAUGAAGCAGAUACACUGUUCUCUCCUUUAAUUGAAGCAAUACAGAAGGAGGAAGGAAGUGAUCAAGUCAUAAAUGUUUUGACUGAAGCCUCAAAUAAGUUUGACCAAAAUCCCUUCAUUUCACAGGUGUUGGCAAGGCACUUAUAUCGGAUUAAAAAGGAUUUUGACUCAGCACUGGAAUGGUCUUUAAAGGCCAAAGAUAAGGCAAAGGACAAUUCAUACAUAAGAGACACACUGGGCCAAGUUUUUAAAAGCAAAUUAAAAUACAGGAUGGAAUCGGUUGAAGCUGACAAACAAACUGUGGUGUCCCCAAGUCAACUGAGAGAGUUCCUGGACCUUGCAAAAUGUGCUUCAGAAGCUUUCAGAGAAUCACAGCAACUGACAGAAAUGAAGGCGGAUAGAGCUAACUGGCAGGAACAGAGAAGUAAAUUAAAAUCUGAUGUUUACAAUACUUCAGGUUAUUUGGGAGAGAUCGAAGUUGCUCUGUAUGUUAUAGACAUUAUCAGAAUGAUCCCAUUCUUCAGAGGGAAUAAAGAGCAUUUAAUGCAUUUCCUCUCAGGUAAGAUGAAUCUUCAGCACAUUAAAAAAGAAAACAAAGUUGAUGAAGAGUUAUGUUCAAUAGUUAAUGAAUACAACCAAUAUCUGGUUAAUAUUCAGACAUCGAUGAAAACAGCUUUUGACUUUUUUGAAGAUUAUUUUGUCUACUUUAAAACAAGGAACAUUGAGAGAGAAGCGGCUGACUCAAGGAUUCGUAAAAAAGUUUCAGAUUGUUUUGAUAAAUACACUGAAGUAUUUUAUUUAUCACUGUUGGAAAAAAUCUCAGCAAGAAAGAGCAAUCCCAAACUCUGGACACUGGAGCUGGAAGAUCACAUGAAGUUCUUAGAGCUCCACAAAGUAGACCGCUUUGCUGGCUUACUUGAGUUCCUAACAAAUAAUUAUGAAACGGGGAAUAAAAUGGAAGAAAUUGUUGCUAACUACGAAUUCAUUCUCCAGAAAUCAACAAAAGAACAUUUGUCAAAAGAGAAACUAAAUUUUAUCUUGGCCAACAUUGUGCUUAACUGUGUCAAACCAAAUUCCAAGAAAAUUGAAACUUAUGAGGUACUCAGAGUACUUUUGAAGAAAGUUCUGCGGGAUGUGGGGUUUGACUAUGGUUACGUUGAACCAUAUUUCUUGGGUUCCCUAUUAUUUUGGCCAACUAGAAAAAAUGAGUCUGAUGAAGAUUUUGUAUUUCUUCAGAAAAUCAUAACAGCGAUCAAGCAAUCAUUUCGAGGGCGUUAUGAUCGAAUGAGUCAUUCCAAACAUCCUGUUGCACAUUUCUACCUCUGCAAAAGAAAAGGAUUGAAGAGAUUUGUUCACAAAGCAGAAAUUGAUCAAUUUUUCAUCAAGGUGCGACAUCUCAAAUCCUUAUGGCAAUCUGGAGAGAUCUGGAAAGAACCUGAAGUCAAAACGCUUCUCCUUCGCAUGAAUGGUAGAACAGGGGAGGAUAACAAGGUGCACAUUGAGUUUGGCAGUGUCAAAAUUUCUGUGAGACCUGCAUAUUUGGGCAAGCUGAGAAGUGGUCUCAGCAUUGAGAAUGUAUCCUUUUACUUGGGAUUCUCGAUGGACGGACCUAUAGCAUAUGACAUUGAGCCGACAGAUUAAGAGUUUCAGAUAUGGACUGUGGGUUAACAUUGGUGCACCACCUCCCCAUAAUGUUUGACACUCUUACUAAUCAAGAAUCUGUCAAUCUCCAUUUAAAAAACGCCCAAUGACUUGGCCUCCACAGCCAUCUGUGUCAUUAAUUUGACAGAUUCACCACCCUCUGACUAAAGAAAUUCCUUCUCAUCUUCUUUCUAAAGGUAUGUCCUUUUAGUCUGAGGAUGUGCCCUCUGGUCCUAGACCCUCCCACUAAUAGAAACAUCCUCUCCACAUUCUAUCCAGGCCUUUCACUAUUUGGUAGGUUUCAAUGAGGUCACCCCAAUGCUGUCAAACGCUCACCAUCCUUGGGAUCAUUUUCAUAAACCUCUGAACCCUCUCCAACCCAGCACUUCCUCCUUAGAUAUGGAGCUCAAAACGGCUCACAAUACUCUAAAUACGGUCUGACCAGUGCCUUAUAAAGCCUCAAUAUUAUAUCCAUGUUUUUAUAUUCUAGAUCUCUCGAAAUAAAGGCUAGCAAUGCAUUUGUCUUCCUACUGAUUCAACUUGCAAAUUAACCUUUUGGGAAUCCUGCACCAGCACUCCCAAAUCCCUUUGCACCUCAAUGUUCUGAAUAAUUUCACCAUUUAGAAAAUAGUUUAUGCUCACCCAAACUGUUCAAGUCCUGCUUCCUUUACACUACCAGCUCCUCCACUUAUGUUCAUAUUGUAGAUCAGUGCAUGCUCCUUUAACAUAGUGACCUCACCACUACUAACCACUCCCCAUUAUCUUCAGUAUAAUUGUAGCCUCCCCACCUCUAUCUCUCUCUCUAGCUCCUGUGACAGACCACGGACAGCUAGGGCACAGUGUGUGUAUUAUAACAAUGUUUGAAAUAAACUAGUAGUGAAGACAUUGUGUGUUUGACAAGUCUUUACAUGGUGUCAGAAGUGGGAUCCGAACCCACGCCUCCAAUUGGAGCAGCUGUUUGCAGGUCUGCCGUGUGCUAUCAUAGUCGAUGACAUCCUGGUGUACGGGAGGGACGUCGCCGACCAUGACCUCCACCUCCGCCAAGUCCUGGAUAGGGCUCGGGCAGUUAACCUCAAACUCAACCCCAAGAAGUGCCGUUUCCGCGUCUUUUCCAAAACCAGGUGGUCCGGAUGCAGUCCCCUUCCGGACACUACAGGCUGGCUGUUGUCGUCGGUUCUGCGGGCUCUCCACGGUCGUACCUAGUUGACUACGAGGAUACCAUAUACCGCCGGUCCCGCCAGCAUUUGCUGCUGGUCGACGAGCCCGCUCCGCCUCCUGCAGCCCCUUUUGCCCAUCCGAUUGCUUCCUCUCUGCCUACCACUCCUCGCCUGCCCCGGACUCUGCCUUCUCAGCUCUUUGUGCCCCGUUCUCCCACUGCCACUCCUGGUCCCCCCUCGCCUGCCUCGCCCGCUCGCGUGCCGUGGCGGUGCUCGUUUCUCCUCCCCGGUCUCCUUGUCCUCCCUCUCCUACGCGUUCUCCUGCCCGUUCCCCUGUCACCGCUCCUGCUCUCGUCCUUGCCAUUCCUUCGGAGGAGGGGGAGGGCGGGCUGCGUACCCGCUCCGGGCGGUUGGUCAAGCCGCCUGUACGUUAUGGGGAGUUUGCUUGAAUGUUUUACUGUUUCCUGCCGGUGUAUGCGCGGGUUUGUUUCUAGCGUAUGAAUCGUGGUCGCGCUGUCACUAUUGUAAUGCUUUGUUUUCCAAGGGGAAGGAUGUAGAUCAGUGCAUGCUCCUUUAACAUAGUGACCUCACCACUACUAACCACUCCCCAUUAUCUUCAGUAUAAUUGUAGCCUCCCCACCUCUGUCUCUCUCUCUAGCUCCAGUGACAGACCAUGGACAGCUAGGGCACAGUGUGUGUAUUAUAACAAUGUUUGAAAUAAACUAGUAGUGAAGACAUCGUGUGUUUGACAAGUCUUUACACAUAUCAUCUGCAAACUUGGCCACAAAGCCUUCAAUUCCCUCAUCCAAAUCAUUGAUAAACAAGGUGAAGAGUAGUGGCCCCAACACUGAUCCCUGUGGAACACCAAUCUUUGCCCUUCCAUUCAGCCAACCUUAUAUCCAUGCUGGUAUCUUCCCUCUAAUACCAUGGACUUGGAAGCCUCAUCAUUUACAAUCUGUGGUUGCUGGAACAGCAGGCUAUUUACAGGGCCUAUAAAUAACAUGGCUAAAUUGAGUUUUAAUUAGAAUUGGCUUAAGUGUUGGAUGAUCCAGAAUACAAUGCCUAGUCCAUCGUGCAAAUCUGCCUUCAUCUAAACUUUGAUGCUGCCUCAGGAAAACAGGCAACAUAAUUAAGGACCACACACAUUGCAGUAAUUUUCUUUACUCCCCUGAAAGCACAUAGCAUCAGAUUCAUGCACAGCUUAUUCGCCACUGUUAUUAGAGUUUUGAAAAGACCUCAGGAGUUCCUGUUCUUCCAAUCUACCUAAUUGCAGCCUUUGAACUUUGUUAUCUGCAUUUUCGCUAUCACUUUAUUCUACACACUGUUUAUUUUGUCUUUUGCACUGCCUGAUGCACUUGCAGAUAGUAUGAUUUGCCUCGCCAGCAUUUAAAUUAUUGUACACGUGACAAUAAUAAUCUAAUACCAAUACAAUGAUGCACUUACUGCUUCCGGCCUCCUACAGGGAACCCCAGUGGCGAUUCCACUGGGUCUUCCCCUUCCCCUUUUAACCAGGUAGCCCCAGCCACUCCCCACCCAUACAAUAGUCCUCAUGCCCCUCUCUGAACACCCACCAUCCCCCCCACCAGACAUCGCCUCGGCCUCCAUCUACUCACCUGCCCUCAUCCGACCCCAACCCCACCCUUGCCAUGUGUUCACCAUCUCCCCUGACAUCCCCCUUCCUGAUACGGAACGGUCUGUCCUCAGCAGAGGCCUCACCUUUGUUCCCCUCCACCCACCUCCAACGAGUUCUGGGUCCGCCACAAUGUAGAGCUCUUUUUCCGUCGCCUCCGUGCCUUUUUCUAUGUGGAGUCCUCACAACCUAGUGAUGACCCCUUCUCCCAAAUCCAACGGACCCCCUCCUCUUGGACUCCCCAGAUGGACCUCGACCUUCUUUAGACCUUGACAUUUCCAGCUGCUGGCAGGACAUCAACCGCCUCAAAUUUUCCACUCCCCAUACUCUUACCACAUCCCCCCUGAACGUUCAGCCCUCCACUCACUCUGCAGCAACCCUGACUGGAUUAUCAAACCCGCCGACAAAGGAGGUGCCUUGGUAGUCUGGCGUGCUGAUCUCUACAGGACUGAGACCAGGCGACAACUCUCAGACACCUCCUCCUACUUAUCCUUGGACCAUAACCCCACAGACGAGCACCAGGCCUUAAGCAUUAAUCAUUUCAUCACUUCCAUCUCUCUGCCCUCUAUAGCCUCCAACCUUUUCGUUCCCCAGCCCCACACGGCCCGAUUUUAUCUUCUCCCUAAAAUCCACUAACAGAACUGUCCUGGCAGACCCAUUGUUUCUGCUUGUUCAUGUCCCACCGAAUUAAUUUCCACAUACUGUACCUCGACCAUCCUAUCCUCACAUGCUCUUCAUCUCCACAAUGACAUCUGUUUUCCAGGCCCCCACUCCCGCAUCUUUACAAUGGACGACCAGUCACUCUGCACCUCCAUCCCCCACCAGGAAGGUCUUAAAGCCCUUCAUUUCUGCCUCGACCGCAGAACCAGCCAAUUUACAUCUACCAAUACUCUCCCCCGCCUAGCAGAGCUGGCCCUUACCAGCAACAACUUCUCCUUCAACUCUCCCCACUUCCUCCAAUUCUAAGGCGUAGCUAUGGGCACUCGCAUGCCUGCAUCUUUGUAAGGUACGUCGAACAAUCCCUGUUCCAGGCAGACACUGGCCCUAUCCCCAAAUUCUACCUCCGCUACAUUGACACCUGCAUCGGUGCUACCUCCUGCACCCAUGCAGAACUCACUGACUUCAGCAACUUCACCACUAAUUUCCAUCCUGCACUCAAAUUCACUUGGACCAUCUCCGACAUUGCCCUCCUGUUUCUAGAUCGCACCGUCUCCAUCACAGGAAAAAGACUAUUGACCGACAUCUACUACAAACCUACAGACUCCCAUAGCUAUCUUGACUACAAUUCUUUCCACCCUGCUUCCUGUAAAGACUCUAUCCCUUCCUCCAUCUACACUGCACCUGUACCCAGGAUGAGGUGUUCCAUACUAGGUAAUCAGAGAUGUCCUCAUUCUUUAGGAAACGGGGGUUCCCCUCUUCCAUUAUACAUGAGGCUCUCACCAGGGUCUCCUUGAUAUCCCGCAGCUCCGCUCUUGCUCCCCCUCCCCCCAUUCGUAACAAAGACAGAGUCAACCUUGUCCUCACCUUCCACCCCAUCAGCCGUCGCAUACAGUAUAUAAUCCUCCAACAUUUCUGCCACCACCAACGGGAUCCCACUACUGGCCACAUCUUCCCAUCUCCACCCCUUUCCACAGAGAACGUUCCCUCCGAAACUCCUAACUCAACUCGUACCUUCCCACCCAAACCACCCCCUCCCCAGGUACUUUCCCCUGCAACCGCAGAUGUCCCUUUACUUCCCCCCACGACUCCAUCCAAGGACCCAAGCAGUCUUUCCAGGUGAGGCAAAAGUUCACUUGGACAUCCUCCAACCUCACCUACUGUAUCCGCUGUUCCAGGUGUCAACUUCUCUACAUCGGCGAGACCAAGUGCAGGCUCAGCGAUCAUUUCGCUG
Messenger RNA from Leucoraja erinaceus (little skate), 11898 nucleotides. RefSeq names its product sterile alpha motif domain-containing protein 9-like. Gene Ontology annotation, cellular component: cytoplasm. The record is from RefSeq and is a predicted model, not a curated record. The transcript is spliced from 2 exons. Lineage: Eukaryota; Metazoa; Chordata; Chondrichthyes; Rajiformes; Rajidae. Bases 2268 to 7220 code for a protein of 1650 amino acids.